Molecule: messenger RNA, 1321 nt
Organism: Cydia strobilella
Lineage: Eukaryota; Metazoa; Arthropoda; Insecta; Lepidoptera; Tortricidae
Product: leukocyte receptor cluster member 1 homolog
Exons: 2
Coding region: 138-1040 (300 amino acids)
Source: RefSeq, a predicted model, not a curated record
ACUGAAAUGGUUUCAUUUCAUUUGAUUUCUAUGUUAUUUAAUUUAUGAAAUCCAUUGUUAGCGAUAUUUUAACUAUUAUUACUUAUUGUUACAUUUAGUUGUUGCUUCACUACGACCUAAGCGGGGAAGAUUUCACAAUGAAUAUCCUACCUAAAAAAAGAUGGCAUGUAAGGACAAAAGAGAAUAUUGCAAGAGUGAGAAGAGAUGAAGCUGAAGCAGCAGAAAAAGAAAAAGAAGAGAGAUUAAGAAUUGAAAAUGCAGAUCGGGAAGCCAGACUCAACAUUCUAAAACAUAAAAGUAAGCAAAAGUUGCUGGAACUAGGCAUCAGUGAUCUAGAGCCUCAACCUGAAGCAUCCCAACCUCAACAACUGGAGCAUAUUAAUUUAUUUGUUGACUUAGAACAUGCUGUUAAAGCAACAAAUAAAGAUCAUGACAAAGAAGUAAAAGAAAAAAAGGAAGAAUAUGAAAAGAAAAUUGGAUACCUAACAUAUCUGGGACAAGAUACAAAUGAAGCACUCAAAAAGAAAAAUUGGUAUGAAGUGUUACCAGAUGCAUCUAGGUUUUCUAGGUCCGGUGAAAUUAAGGAUACUUAUGACAAAUUGGUACUAAGAGAUGCAGAUGGCAAACCAAGGACAAAAGAAAGUGAUACCAAAAAUGGUGAAGUUGCUUGGAAGGCUAAGCAAAAGUUAGAUCCAAUUCAGAAGUUUAUUCAAUAUUGCACUGGAAAAAACAAUAUUAUGACAACAAGUAAAAGUUCAAAGAACAUGGAAACAGCUGUGACUAGUCCAGAAAGAAAGAGUAAACAUAAACAUAAAAGUAAAAAGCACAAGAAGGACAAAGAUGAAAAACAAAAGAAGCUACUCAAGCUUAGAGAGGAACGGCUGAAACGAGAACAACAAGAGAAACUGAAGACAGAGAUGUUUUUGAGCGGCCUCAAUCCUACAACUACUCAAAAGCAGCCAGAUCCUAGUGUGACAAGAGUUAAACCAAAAUAUAAUUCCCAAUUCAAUCCAGAGCUUGCCAGGCAAAAUUAUACUUAAGAGACAUGAAAUUGCUGUUAUCUUAAUAAAUGCAUAUGUUUAAAGAAUACACUAAAGUUAACUGUUAUUCUGAUUCGUUUUUUUCACUUCAUCUUCCAUCAUAACUUGGUUUUGUUUAACCCAAUUUUUGACUGGUAGAGAAUGCCUUAAAGUGAUAGGUUAUAAUGUUUGCACUUUCUAGUAUUGUGCAGAUUAAAUAAAUAAACAAAGUUCAUGAAACUAGAUUUAUAUCAAAUUAACAAGAUGAUUAUAAUUUAUGAAAUAUAUUAAACAGUAUUCUU